AUGGAAGAAACGGUCGAGGAAGCGCUGAAGCUGUGGGGCGAGCUAUUCCAAAGCUCAGAGACCGCUGAGCCAGUCAAGGCCAAGUCCUCGUCUGGCAUCGUCAUGCCCACGGAGCUGCGCGUUUAUCGAGACGAUGACGCAGUGACAUCCGUGGCAAUCUGUACCGAGCGGAAGCUGCUCUUCACAGCGUCGCCGACUCAGGCCGUCCGCGCCUGGUCUCUCCUGAGCGGCGAGCGGGUUGGCGAAUACGUUGGCCACACCGACUGGGUCUAUGGAGUGAUCGUGCACGGCGGAGAACUUUACUCGUGCUCGCGCGAUCAAACGAUUCGAUCCUGGAACAUCGAGACGUUCGAGUGCACGCAGGUGUUCGAGACUGCGACCAACAACCUCAACACCAAGAAGUUCUUCGUUGCCGGCGGAGUGCUGUUCGUCACCUGCGACGACUUUGCACUGCGACUAUACAACACGCGCACGGGCAAGGUGAUCAGGGUGUUGGAGGGCCACACGCGGCCCAUCCGCUGCAUGGUCCUCUUCAAGAGCCAGCGCGAACUGUUCACCGCGUCGGGCGACGGCACCAUCCGCCGGUGGAACUUCAAGAAGGGGCUCGAGUUGGCCGUCUACAAAUGCCAUACAGAAGGCGUCACCUCCAUCACCAUCGACGAGCAGCGGCGGCUGCUCUACAGCGCUGGUCAAGAUGGAGUGGUCUGCGUGUGGGAUUUGUCCGAGGCGGGCGACAGGGCCAACAAGCAGCUCUCGGAGACGGAUGGCGAGCUCAUGCAGUACAAGCGCCGCAUCGACAACAUCAUUCAGCGAAACGCUGGUGCCCUCGUUGCCGACGACAAGUUGAUCAAAGUGACGGAUGAAGUCCUGCGGCUCAUCCAGCAAGGCGACGACGACCAGGGUGCUGUCGUGAAAGAGGAGAAUGAAGCUCCAACUACGUCGUCAGUAGUACCACCUUCACCCGCGGGGCUUCCGCCCCUCUCUCCGCGCCUGGCCCAUGCCGCCGUACAUGACGGCCAGGCCAAGGCCGCGAAGAGCAGCAGCGCCAACGCUGCCAAGGGCACGCUGCUCAAGUCGGGUCUCUUGAAGCUGGCCCGAGGCGACAGCUGGCGGACGAAGCCCGGCAGCAACAGGACCCGCGACGAGGUCAAGCACCAUCGCGACGACGACGGAAUGCGAAAGCUGCACACGGCCGACGCGAUCAUGGAAAACGCGCAGAAAACGCGCACGAAAGGUGAUGGCGCAGAGCGGGUGGUGCUGGUGGACCCGCUGGAGGACAAGCGAAAGAAGAAGGAAAAGGAGAAGGAAAAGAAGAGCAACAACGAGGAGCCGGGCAAGGCGGCGACGGGAGGGAUGAAGGUGAAGGACCAGCUCUUCCGGCUCGGAGCCACGUUUUCGUUCGACCGCAAACGGAGAGAGAAGAAGGAGGCCCAGCAGCAACAGCUGGAGGUGAAGCGGUCGAUCAGCGAAGGCGACAUGCCCGCGGUGCCCGCGACGCACAAGGAUCGCAUCCAGUGGCUCCCCGAAGACAAGUACUCGUCCAACCAGUCUCUAAUCAUCAAGCCCGCCGGGCAGCUCGAGGCGCGGAAUGUCAGGAAUGUUGAUGCCGGCAGCAGCGGCGGCGGAGCCGGCUCGGCCGAGAUGACGGCGACGGCCGAGAAGAAGGAGCACUCGAGGGAGUUCGACAUUCUCGGGUGGAUGGAGGAGCAGAUCGCGAUUCAAGACGAAAGCGAAGAGCGAAGGGAGGAGAGGGCCAAGUCCAACUCCGACGAGCGCAUGAAUCAGCCGCAGGCCGACGAGCAGAAGAGUCUCGCGGCAGAGGCCGAGCAGUACAGGGACUCGCGCCAGGAGCCAGGCGACAGCGCGCGCGAGGGUCCGUCGGUCCCAGCGGUGGAAGAGGGCAUCGAGAACAUCGCGCUGGUCGUAAUGCAGCCGUUCGCCGACAUCUCCUACAUCGAGUUUGGCACGGUGCUGUUCAAGGUCAUAUCGCUUUGCAUGCGCCUGUGCGACGCCGACCGUCGGCCGACGACGAAGCGGGAGCAGGAGCCCGAAGCAAGUGCGGUCGAUGAAGAUGACGACGAGGCGAAGCGAGUGCGAAACGAUCUUCGGCUGUCGGUGAAGGAGUUCACGCGCAACGGGAUGACCCUGCUUCAGCACAUCAAGCGCAAGGCGCUGGCGAAGGAGGCGCUCGCGGUGGGUCUGGUCGGCCUCGAGGAGGAUGCGGAUGACGUGGACUCGCGCGAGGAUGAGGGAAGCGACCGGAAGGCGUUCCUGACGGCGGCGAGAAUCAUGCUGGCGGCCGUGAAACAGCUCGCGGAGUGGCUUCACGGCCUGGGCGACAGCAAACCCGGGCGAGCCUCCCAAAGAACGAAAAGCGAAAGCGGAAGCGACGACGCGCCGCCUGCUGCCGAUGUAGAUGAGCAACAGACACAGACCCUCUUCGCGAACCUGGAGCGUCAGUGCGGCCCCGAGACCCAGCACCUCCUGGCCGAGGUCCGCAAGCCGCUAGGUGAAUCCACGCCGGCCUCAUCGGCCGCGGCCAGGGACAUCCUCGCCCUGGGCCUCCCCGUGUUCACCGAGCUCGUGGGCACCCUCAAGCGCGCCGCGGACGGCGAUGCCGUCCAGAGCGCGCAGUGGGCCGCCCUGGCCGACCGCCACCUUCUCGUCCUGAUCCAGGCCGCGCGCGCCGUGGCCUGCGCGGACAACGGCGGGUCGGCCGACCUCGAGGCCGUUCAACAGCGACGGCAGAGGCUGUUGGUGCUCGAGUGCGCGGUGGUGGUCAAGGCCAGCGAAGCGUUCCGCUGCCGCGACGACACCAUGACCGAGGCAGCCCAGGCGCUUCUGCGACAAAAGUGCGGGCAGCUGUUGGCUGCGGUUGUGCAGCUGUUGACCACCAUCCGGCACGAGUGCCCAGCCCCGAAGCGAAACGUGGACUGA
Molecule: messenger RNA, 2937 nt
Organism: Acanthamoeba castellanii str. Neff
Lineage: Eukaryota; Discosea; Longamoebia; Acanthamoebidae
Product: WD domain, G-beta repeat-containing protein
Exons: 8
Coding region: 1-2937 (978 amino acids)
Molecular function (GO): protein binding
Source: RefSeq, a predicted model, not a curated record